UUUAAAAUGUCGAGUCGAGUAUAAUUUUAACCAAAUUUAGAAAAUAUUCCGUGGAUGACACGUUUGUACGCCAGGAACAAGCCGUACAGCCGCCCGGAUUGCCGCUCUCCCCCACACACACACACCGCAUAAACACUGCAGUAUUUUCACACUUGUGGUUGAGGUGAGUGGAGCCGCAGUGAAGAAGGAGGACUUUCCCCAGCUUUUUGCUUGAAUAAAACCCAGGAGUCACGAUAUGACGGACACGAAGGAGCAGUGCACCGUUUCUGUCUUCGACCAGACACCAGGCUCGGAGCAAAAGAAGAUCAAUGUGGUGGUGCGGCCACAUUUCACGGUCCAGCGUGUCAUAGAACUGAUUGGCACUCAGUUUCCCUACGGCAAAUUUGAGCUUAUUCUGCAGCCGCAUGAUGGCAAGGAUUUAGUCCACCUAAACGCCCUGGGCACUCAGCUGCUGUACGAUGUGAACGGCUUUGAGCACAAGCUGAAAAAUAAUCUGGUCCUGCUGCCCUCUGAAAGCUGGGAUAGUGAUGUGGCCAAGCGCUUCGAGCUGCCCGUAAAGAAGGCUCAGCUGUUGCUCAAUCUGCGCCCCAAGGAUCCAACCGCAAAGUCCAGCGAUACGAAGACCAAGACCUCAGCCACAGGGGAGAAGAAGAAAAAGGUGGGCGAGAAGACAAAAAAGAAGUCAUCAUCGGGCUCAUCGUCCCCAAGCAAGGCCAAAGCAACGAGCGAGGAUUCUGCUAACAGCACCAAGGCAGGGGCAAGCUCGGAAGAGAGUCCAAAGGCAAAUGGAAGCUCAGAGGACAAGCCGAAGGAAAAUGGAAGCCCAGAGGACAAGCCAAAGUCAAGCUCUAGGUCAGAAGAGAGUCAAAAAAAAAUCGGCGGCUCAGUGGAGAGUAAAAAGGCUUGCUCAGAGGACAAGCCAAAGGCCAGCUCCACUUCAGAAGAGAGUCAAAAGGCAAGCUCCAGCUCAGAGGCAAAGUCUAAGGCAAGCUCCAGGGCAGAGGCCAGGCCAAAGACCAUUGCUGAGGUCAAACCAGAGGUCGCUGCUGUUAACAGGCCAGAAGACAACUCUGACAUCAGUCCGGUACACGCAAAGUUAGUUUUCAAUGAGAAGGAUAAGCAGAAGGCCUUCAACGAUGCCUGCUACGGACUGCCCAUGGAUGCGCUAAACAAGGCGGUGGCACAUGAUCUAAUGUCGCCCGUCGACGAUUUGCCCUCGGAACUGUUCAACGUGAGUCCCGUGUCGGACGCAGAACCACUGUCGGAUGAUGAUCUGGCCCUGGGCGCCUCGGCCAGUCCCACGCUGAUGGGGCCCGGCUAUGAAUUUGGACCAGCAGUCGGUGAUGGCGAGGGGCCGGUUGGUGAGGGUGAGAAGGCAUCUAGCGGGGCAGAUGCAGGCGAGGUUCCGGGUCUGUCCAGUUUCUAUCGAAGCAAGUACGGAGGCGAAGAGCUGCCCUCGUGGCAGCGCAUGAACUCCACGGCGGCAGAGCUGGUGGCCUCCGCCACAACGGAGAGCGAGUCGCGACCCACUGCUGGACCCAAGGGAUACGUGGGUUUGGUCAAUCAGGCCAUGACCUGCUACCUGAACAGUCUACUGCAGGCGCUCUACAUGACGCCCGAGUUCAGGAACGCCCUGUACCGCUGGGAGUUCGACAACGACAACGUGGCGAAGAACAUCCCAUAUCAGCUGCAGAAACUGUUCCUCAAUCUGCAGACAUCGCCCAAGUCCUCGGUGGAGACGACCGAUCUGACGCGAAGCUUUGGCUGGGAUUCGACGGAGGCGUGGCAGCAGCACGACAUCCAGGAGCUGUGCCGCGUCAUGUUCGAUGCGUUGGAGCAGAAGUUCAAGAACACCAAGCAGGCGAAUCUCAUCUCGAACCUCUACGAGGGCAAGAUGAACGACUACGUCAAGUGUUUGGAGUGCAAUACGGAGAAGACGCGCGAGGACACCUUCCUGGACAUACCGCUGCCGGUGCGUCCGUUUGGCAGCAACUCUGCAUACGGGAGCAUUGAGGAGGCCCUGCGCGCCUUUGUGCAGCCAGAAACGCUCGAUGGCAAUAAUCAGUAUCUGUGCGAGAAGUGCAAGAAGAAGUGCGAUGCCCACAAGGGUCUGCACUUUAAGUCCUUCCCCUACAUCCUGACACUGCACCUGAAACGCUUCGACUUUGACUACACAUCCAUGAACCGCAUCAAGCUGAACGACAGAGUGACGUUCCCGCAGAAGCUCAACCUGAACACAUUCGUCAAUCGCAGUGCAAACGGCGAGCAGUAUCAAAUGAAUGGCGGCACAGCGGCAGAAGAUUGCAGCACAGCGGAUAGCGGCUCCACGAUAGAGGAUGAUAAUCUGAGCAGCGGCGUGGGGACUACUGCCAGCUCCAGUCAGCACGAGAAUGAUCUGAAUGACGAGGACGAGGGCAUCGACAUGAGCAGCAGCACCAGCAAGAGCGCCAAGCAGGGCACGGGACCGUAUAUGUAUGAGCUCUUUGCCAUCAUGAUCCACUCGGGCAGUGCCUCGGGCGGGCAUUAUUAUGCCUACAUCAAGGACUUUGACAGCAACGAAUGGUUCUGCUUCAACGAUCAAAAUGUGUCCUCGAUCACACAGGAGGAUAUUCAGCGCUCGUUUGGAGGACCCAAUGGCAGCUACUACUCCAGCGCCUACACCUCCAGCACGAAUGCCUACAUGCUGAUGUAUCGCCAGGUGGAUGGCAAACGCAACGAGCACACCGCCAAGAUGGCUGACUUCCCCGAGCACAUCAAGACGCUGCUGCCGAAGCUGCAUACAGAGGAGGAGACGCGCGUGACACGCAUUGGCCGUCACAUCACUGUCACUGAUCUGGCGCUGCCGGAUCUGUAUAAGCCGCGCGUCUACUUCUACAAUCCCUCGCUGAAGAAGCUGAAGCUCACGCGGGUCUACUUGUCACAGAGCUUUGACAUCAAACUCGUGCUUUCGUCGGCCUACGAGAUGUUGAAUGUGGAGCAAUUUGCACCCAUUGAACGGUGUCGCCUGGUGGCCUACAACUCGACCAUGGACACGAUAAUCCAAUCGCUGGAGAGCUACACCGAUCCGGCACUGGCGGAGCUGCGGGCCGCACACAAUCACAAUCUAGACUUUCUGCUGGAGUACCGGGCCGAGGAUCAGACAUUCGAAACUUACGCGCCGGAUGGCACCACUUGGUAUGUGUUUAUGGUAGAUCUAUCGACGAUGGCCAUGGACGGUCCCUUCCUGGUUUACUCAGCAGCGCGGGAUCGAGAGCCCAGUGACCAUCUGCGUCACUCCAUUGCCACGCGCCUGCACAUCAACGAGCAGCAGUUUCUGCUCGCCACCUGUCGCGGUUUGGUGCCCAAGGCUUUUGUGGUCUUCGAUCCGCAUCCGAUGCCGGAGGCGCAGCAGCAGCUACAGAAUCUGGUCAACAGCCAGUUCAAAUAUGUCACAUAUUUCUACUUGAAUGUCCCCAACACAGAUGCCGCCAGUCUCGAGAUGUUGGGCGUGCCAAGCAGCGAGUGCCGCAUCGAGCAGCCACCGCCGCCGCCGGCCAGCAACGGGGCGGAUGUUGUGGAUGCUGCCAUGUUGAACGGCGUGGGUCCCGGCUCCGGGCAGGAAUUCUCCAGCAAUGACUCUGAUUGGCGGCGCUACAAGCGGGACAUGCUGGAACCGCUGAACCAGCCGAGCCAUGGCCAAGAGUCCAAUUCGGAGGACAGCAGCCUGAGCGAUGGGGAUCGCACACUGGUGGAGAGCGACAACAUACAGAAUCGCGGUGGUGGCGACAGUCAAGUGAGCUCCACCAGCCACUCACCGCAAUUGUCUAGUCCCGAGGAUGAGGCCGCCUCCCACGAUGCCAUGAUGCGCGUGCACGCCUACUGCAAUGGCAGCUAUGCGGCCGCGGAUGCCGUGGAGCCCAUCAUGCUGCCCACGAGCACAACGCACUUCUUCCACGCCUGCAAGGUGGAGUGCGUGGAUUUGACCAGCAGCUCCAAUUCGGGCCAUCAGUCCGAUGACGAGGCACAGUUAAGGAAACCCACCCGCGCCUACAAACUCCUCGUGGGCAAGCACAUGCGGAUGCACGCCUUCAAGCAGCACAUCGAGCAGCUAAUCCAGGUCCCCAGCGCCUACUUCAAGCUGCAACGGAAGUACGAGAACAAUGACACCAACAGCCAGAGCACGGUAGUCCUACUUAACGAGGGCGAGACCCUCACAGUGGAGCUGGGCAAGACACUGCAGUCGGAUGAGUACAAGGCAAAGAUUCAGUUCCUGCGACUCGCCGAUGUGGACAAUGAAACCUCACGGCUGCCCUGCGCCUGUGAGUGGGUGUUCAACGGCAGCACCACAGUGGAGCAGGCCAAGCACGAGCUGGUGGAAAAGCUGCAUCGCAUGGAUGCCAAGUACUCGACCCUCACGGUGGACAAUUGUCGCAUCUGGCUGAAGGGCGGUCGCAGCUCCAUCAAGAUACUGGCCAACGAUGAGCCUAUGUUCAGCGACAUAAGCUCCACAGUCACCACGGAGUUUAUUGUGCAAGAGUGCGAGGAGGGUGUCGAUCCGCAGCCCAAGGAUGAUUCUCUGACCAUAUUCGUGAGGCGAUGGUGUCCCAGCAAGCUGGAGUUUGGCAAAUUCCAAGAAGUCACAUUGGAGAAGGACAGCGAGAUAAGGGAGACAUUGUCCGAGCUUAGCAGCAUCACAAUAGAAAAACUGAGCUACAUGAAGGUCAACAGUAACUUCCCCUGCACAAGCAUAUCAGCACUCAGCGUGAACGAGUCCACCAGCUGGUACUCGGUGCCGACAACCAGGGACAAGUAUCCGCUAAGCAACACACAGGCGGGCAGCAUUUUCUUAUACAAAGAUAAUAGCAUACCCGCGCGAGAGCUGACACUGGAAGAGCGACGCCAGAUGGAUAGCAGGGAGAAGGCUCGCCUGGAUCGCCUGGGCUGUGUCACCACCACACGCUACUCGCAGCGACGCGAGCGUGCGCUCAAGAUCUACGUGGACUCGCCGGAGAAGACAAACAACGCCACAGCCUCGGCGCCCAUGGAUGCGCAUGUCGAUAAUUAGUCUUGCAUGGGAAGCUGCCGCUUGCACUAGUAGAUAUUCAGCAGAACUAUAAAAUCCUCCUAUAGAUACCAGCUAAGCAAACGGCAGACUAUUAAAUCCCACACAACCUGUUAUAGUCAAGGGUCCUCCUUCUCUCAUCCUGCUUCAGUUCUAUUAUCAGCAUUGCCUACGCGUAUUUCUUUCGUUUUAUGUCAGCGGGGGAGGUCCAGCUGGGGAUGGUGGGGAGCAGUUACAAAGUUAUUCUUGCAAAUUUCGUACUAAAAGAAUUCAAAGAUGAGACUGUGUAAAAUUUCAACUAAAAACGCAAAAGAAAAUGCCAGAUGCAAGAAACCUAAAUU
Molecule: messenger RNA, 5382 nt
Organism: Drosophila guanche
Lineage: Eukaryota; Metazoa; Arthropoda; Insecta; Diptera; Drosophilidae
Gene: Usp47
Product: ubiquitin carboxyl-terminal hydrolase 47
Exons: 10
Coding region: 236-5044 (1602 amino acids)
Biological process (GO): protein deubiquitination
Cellular component (GO): cytosol; nucleus
Molecular function (GO): cysteine-type deubiquitinase activity; cysteine-type endopeptidase activity
Source: RefSeq, a predicted model, not a curated record